ACCUUCAAGAUGUGGUUGACUACCCCGUUGCUGUUCGUCAGCACCCUCCUGGGCCUCUCUGGCGUUGUCCUCGCUGACAACCCCAUUGUCCAAGACAUCUACACCGCAGACCCAGCACCAAUGGUCUACAACGGCCGUGUCUACCUAUUCACCGGCCAUGACAACGACGGCUCCACAGACUUCAACAUGACAGACUGGCGUCUGUUCUCGUCAGCAGACAUGGUCAACUGGCAGCACCACGGUGUACCCAUGAGCCUGAAGACUUUCAGCUGGGCUAACAGCAGAGCCUGGGCUGGACAGGUCGUUGCCCGAAACGGAAAGUUUUACUUUUACGUUCCGGUCCGCAAUGCCAAGACGGGAGGAAUGGCCAUUGGCGUGGGCGUCAGCACCAACAUUCUCGGACCCUAUACAGAUGCCCUUGGAAAGCCAUUGGUUGAGAAUAAUGAGAUCGACCCAACAGUCUAUAUCGACACUGAUGGCCAGGCCUACCUGUACUGGGGUAACCCUGGCUUGUACUAUGUCAAGCUCAACCAAGACAUGCUCUCCUACAGCGGCAGUAUCAACAAAGUCCAGCUGACAACUGCUGGAUUCGGAUCUCGUCCAAACAAUGCCCAGCGCCCUACUACCUUUGAGGAAGGACCUUGGCUGUACAAGCGAGGUGACCUUUACUACAUGAUCUACGCCGCGAACUGCUGUUCCGAGGACAUUCGUUACUCAACUGGACCCAGCGCCAUCGGUCCCUGGAAUUACCGUGGUGUCGUAAUGAACAAGGAGGGUCGAAGCUUCACAAACCACCCAGGCAUCAUAGACUUCGAGAGCAACUCGUAUUUCUUUUACCACAAUGGUGCUCUUACUGGUGGCAGUGGUUAUACCCGCUCCGUGGCCGUCGAGAGCUUCAAGUACGGUUCCAACGGUCUCAUCCCUGAGAUCAAGAUGACCACGCAGGGUCCAGCUCAGCUUAAAUAUCUGAACCCAUAUGUCAAGCAGGAGGCCGAGACCAUCGCUUGGUCCGAAGGCAUCGAGACUGAAGUCUGCAGUGAAGGUGGUCUCAACGUUGCAUUCAUCAACAACGGUGACUACAUCAAGGUCAAGGGAGUCGACUUUGGCAGCACUGGUGCAAAGACAUUCAGCGCUCGUGUCGCGUCUAACAGCAGUGGUGGCAAGAUUGAGCUUCGACUUGGCAGCAAGACUGGCAAGUUGGUUGGUACCUGCACGGUAUCUACCACUGGAGACUGGCAGACUUACAAGACGGUUGAUUGUCCCGUUAGUGGUGCUACUGGCACGAGUGACCUCUUCUUUGUCUUUACUGGUACUACCUCGGACUAUCUGUUCAACUUUAACUGGUGGCAGUUCAGCUAA
Fusarium redolens is the source of this 1359-nucleotide messenger RNA. RefSeq names its product glycosyl hydrolase. Gene Ontology annotation, biological process: carbohydrate metabolic process. The record is from RefSeq and is a predicted model, not a curated record. The transcript has a single exon. Bases 10 to 1359 code for a protein of 449 amino acids. NCBI's taxonomy places the organism in Eukaryota, Fungi, Ascomycota, Sordariomycetes, Hypocreales, Nectriaceae. Gene Ontology annotation, molecular function: hydrolase activity, hydrolyzing O-glycosyl compounds; carbohydrate binding.